CCUGCUCAUCAGACUCCUCAAACUUUGUAUUCAGCAGCCAACAUCAUUGUAGUCAUCAUUAAAUACAAGACACAUUUAAAUUUUAAUGCACUUGGUUGUGGCAAUAAUGAAUUUCCUACAAACCCCAAAAGCAACAACUGCUGCUGCUGUCACUUGCUGGCUGGCUUACGGACUCUUUGGAUUAUUAAUAACGCUGCCAGUUUCAACAGCAGGACCUCAUGAAAAACGUUUACUACAUGCUCUUUUAGAUAAUUACAACAGUUUAGAGCGACCCGUUGUUAAUGAAUCCGAUCCACUACAAUUAAGUUUCGGUCUAACUUUAAUGCAGAUAAUUGAUGUGGAUGAAAAGAAUCAAUUGCUUAUAACAAAUAUUUGGUUGAAAUUGGAAUGGAAUGACAUGAACUUGAGAUGGAAUGCCAGCGAUUAUGGUGGCGUAAGAGAUCUUAGAAUACCGCCUCAUCGACUGUGGAAACCAGAUGUUUUGAUGUACAACAGUGCGGACGAAGGAUUUGAUGGUACUUAUGCCACCAAUGUUGUGGUGCGUAAUAAUGGUUCUUGCCUUUAUGUGCCGCCCGGUAUUUUUAAGUCAACGUGUAAAAUUGACAUCACUUGGUUUCCCUUCGACGAUCAGAGAUGUGAAAUGAAAUUUGGCUCAUGGACCUAUGAUGGUUUUCAGGUGAGUGAGAUUGUAUUUAAUUGUAUAAAAAGUAGUUAG
Messenger RNA from Calliphora vicina (urban bluebottle blowfly), 715 nucleotides. Its product is annotated as neuronal acetylcholine receptor subunit alpha-7-like. Gene Ontology annotation, cellular component: neuron projection; synapse; plasma membrane. The coding region runs from base 86 to 715 and encodes 209 amino acids. NCBI's taxonomy places the organism in Eukaryota, Metazoa, Arthropoda, Insecta, Diptera, Calliphoridae. The transcript has 5 exons. Gene Ontology annotation, molecular function: transmembrane signaling receptor activity; acetylcholine-gated monoatomic cation-selective channel activity. The record is from RefSeq and is a predicted model, not a curated record. Gene Ontology annotation, biological process: monoatomic ion transmembrane transport; nervous system process; signal transduction.